AGAAUUCAGGCCAUUGUGAUGAAGCCUGGCGAGUUUAUAAGCGGAGCUCCAACCGGUGAAUCUCAGCAUUCUAUCAGUUACUACAACGCUAGCAACAUGAAGCGGCAGAGUUCCACAACAAAGAGCCUGGUUCUGACGGUGACCUUGACAGUCCUGCUGUUGCUGCUGCCAGUGGCACCAAGCCAGGCCGCGCCCCACCACCAACACCCACAGCAACAGCUUCUCUACUAUAACCAUGUGGUACCCGCACCGCAAAGGCAGUCAACUAACGUGGUUGUCGUUCCAAGGAAUGGAGCUGGCAUUCAGCAGUUCGCAGCGGCUGGCGUCCCGCUACCAGUGGGCGGACAGUACCUACUGGUGCAGCCUGGUGCCAACCCGGUGCUCUAUGUAACACGCACUGAUAGUGAUAACAAGCCUGACGGCGGAGACGAAGGCGGAAGUGGCGGUUCAAUUCUUGAGUUCAUCAACAACCACUUGACGAAUUUCCCUAGCUUUCCAUCAAUCUCGAACUUUCCAUUUAUUCCGGGGACCGGCGUCUCAGCUGAGGUUAAUUCAACUGGUGAGGAACCAACCGAAAAACCCAGCACAGACAAAGGAGAAAAGCCCAUCAAAAUAGUGGACGGCCAGGCAUCCUCAUCUGCCGAGAGCUUGGGGCAACAAUCGGCCUCGCUGGAGAAAUUCGAUGAAGACGCUCCAAACCCCAACUCUCCCUCCCUCCCCCGUCCGUCCCUCGUACCUGUCCCUGGCCAGCGAUUUGUCGUCGUCGGCCAACCGCAGUUCUUUGGAAAUUUCGAUGCCCUCCGUAACCACGCUGUACAACAAGGGCUGGGCACCAACGGCGCAGUUUCCAGUUUCCUCCUCCUGAAGAACCAACAAGUCGUACCCCUAGCUUCUGCAGCCAACGGACAGUUUCAACAGGAGGCUGGAAGUUCAGUGGCUCAGGAUCCUGGUGCAAGUGCCCUCGAGUUCCAGAGGUACCUCAGCGUAACAAAGCAGCAACAGCCACAACAAGACGUCGCCAACGUGGGUUCCGCUCCUAUUGGAUACCAGAACGUUGUUUACGUCGCUAGGCAACCACCUCAACAGAUCCCUGUCGCCAGCUUGGCAGAAGAUCCAGCAUCUAUAACAAUAGAGGCUAUGAAAGCGAAGCCACAUGUGAGGAAGGAAAAUGAAGAAGGGGCUGACGCAGACACCGAAGACGUUGAGGCGAAUCCACCAGGCCCAUCAGUGGCCCAAGUGAAGCCUCAGGCGAUUGCUCUAGCAGGACCUGGCGGUGUGGCAGCGGCUGCACCAAUAGGCACGGCCUUGGUGGGACCCGGAGGGCUGGCUGUGGCGGCACCCUCUGCUACUGCCGUGGCAGGACCCUCAGGGGGAGCACCUCCACCGCCUGGAGCUCAUGCUUCAGCGGCUCUUAGUUCUCCCGCCGCAUACAAGGCAUAUCUGUUAGAACAACAAGCAAAGGGGUCCUACCCUGCCGGUUCCUAUCACGUGGCAUAUCAUGUCUGACCUCAGCAGGGUUAAGAGUAGGCCAUCGCUAAAGUAGGUUAGAGAUCACAUAGCAGUAUUCUCCAACCUCUUACAUACACAGCAGUUCGCGUAAUGUACGCCACGAUGUAAUGUCUUCCAGAAAACACAGAGUCAAGCACCAGAGCAGUGGAACCACCACAAGAGGUACCACUGUCAACCAUUUCUUUGAAUGUAACUUCGGAGGAUAUUACUUCACUUAAUUUCAAGCUUCCCUAACCAUCGCAAAAUUAAAAAUAAAAUUUCUUUCUGUUUAAGGCGCUGAAACCUCGAAAACGUACGUGACUUCUGUCAAUAAAGUGAAUGACUAAGAGCUAUACGAGGGGGAUUUAACGCCAGAUAAACGCAGGAAUGUCCAGGCUAGCUUCCUGUUAGUACAUGGAGAAUGGGGUUAAAAUCCAGAAUCUCUGGAAUAUGUAGGAUAAUAUUCUCUCUUUUAGUCCUGUGUGUACUAAUAUAUUUUGGUGAUCUCUCAACCAUACAGAUAUUGGAGACUUUUGCCUUUUCGCGAUGGACUUCGCUACAUUCAUGGAAGACUAUGAUUUAGACUUUAUUAGCUGUACUAAACUUUCGAAUGUGCAAUGUCUAGAGUCUCCAAUGGUGUUAAAAAAUUAGGGAAGAUUUUACAAAAUUACAUAUCUACUUAUUGCAUCUGUCUCUAAAGAACGAAAAGGAUAUAUUAAAAUUUGGUUCUGAUAGUCGCCUAUGAGCAAGUAAGUGUUUGCUAUUUAUAAUGAAAGUGAUCUUUUUUUUUGUAUUUUUUGUAUUUAUUGCAAAGGCUGGGAAAAAUGUCAAUCCAAACAACACAGAUAUUUCAAUUGUUAACACGUCUUCGUUAUUGGAACAAUAAAAUAUUUGUUAUUAUAUAUUA
Messenger RNA from Cryptotermes secundus, 2395 nucleotides. RefSeq lists its product as uncharacterized. NCBI's taxonomy places the organism in Eukaryota, Metazoa, Arthropoda, Insecta, Blattodea, Kalotermitidae. The coding region runs from base 19 to 1506 and encodes 495 amino acids. The transcript is spliced from 4 exons. The record is from RefSeq and is a predicted model, not a curated record.